UCGACCAUCAGCCAGCCAUCAUCAGCGCGUACAAUGAAAACUGUUCCGCGGAUUCGUAAAGUCGUGUUGAAUGAGAAAGAGCUAGCAGCAUAGAAGAGAAGAAAACGCAGUAAAAUUUUUUAUUGAAGCUCCUUGCCGAGGAUUAUAUUUUCGACCAAAUUUCCCGUAUCAUCGUGUAUUCAGGCCCGCCGGAAGCGAACCCGUGUGUACGUUGCGCCGUUUGUGACCGAUUGCUGCUGGAAUAUUGGAAGGCCGCAGAAUUUGCCACCAGUGCUGCAGUCGAUAUCAUCGCUCUCGGGAUAUACAUAAUAAGCUAGAAGAGUGGUGUUGCUCUGUGGCAGAUUGUGCGUGACAGCCGUUCUAUUGUGUAUUUUGGCAAAAAUAAUAUUCGCGUGUUUUCCCGUGUCGUGUCCGGAACGUAACCAGCUCCCGGGAGCGCCCCCUUUCGCGAGUGUUUCUCGAUUCGUUUCUCGUCCGUGCCAAAGGGGGAAAGGCUAUUCGUUGUCGCGAGUGUUCCUGGUUUCCUUCACCGAUUGCUUGUGUACCCAGACAAAAGGUUUUUUUUUGUCUCCGUCCGCGGGAAGAAGGGAACCCUGUGUGCGCGUGUACAUCGUUGUAGGUGUUCAGUUUGAUUCCGAGAUUCUCCUGGCGGCGGAUCCUUCAACGGAAGCGUCCGCUAAAGAAGGGAAACGGAGUUCCCCGGAAGUAGAUGAAGGAACCAUCUACUCUGCCAGCUAAAGAACGUACGGAAGCAAUAAACCGCAGUACCAGCCGCGCAUUUGAGCCGACACCGUCCCAGCAGCCUCAGUCGGUGAUUGUGCAGUGUGCAUUGCAACUGUCCCGAUACCGACCGCCGUUUCAAGGCAGCUCGCCGCCCGUUGCUUGGGUACCGGUUAGCACAAUCCGGAAACAACGCCGCCGAAGAAGAUGUCCCGAAAUAAAGACAAAUAUGACAACAAUCGGCGGCAGCAGACAUUCCUCUCGGCGGAGGAUAUUGCGACUGGGAAGAAAACCUGUUGGCACGGUGUCGAGAUAACCGGCAGUGUUCGGAACAUCAGUCCGACGCUGUGGAAAUUUGAGCAUCUGACGGCCCUCUACCUGAACGAUAACUGUCUGAUGCGGUUACCACAUCAGAUCGGGCUGCUGGUCAAUCUGCGCAUGUUGGACCUGUCGAGCAACAAGCUGCGCAGCCUGCCAGCAGAACUGGGUGAACUGAUACACCUGAGGGAACUCCUGCUGAACAACAACUUACUGCGUGUGCUUCCGUACGAGCUGGGCAAACUGUUUCAUUUGCAUGUGCUCGGUCUGCACGGGAAUCAGCUCGCUAAGGACGUAAUGUCGAUCUUCAACGAGCCCAACGGAACGCAGAAGCUGCUGACGUACAUGCUGGAUAAUCUGUCAGUGACCGUAGCUCCGCCACCACAACGUCCCUGGAUACCUUUAGCGAGGCCGAAUCGGGCCAGGGGUGCAUGUAUAUUUACCGUCAUGUGCUAUAAUGUACUCUGCGACAAGUACGCUACCAGGCAGAUGUACGGCUACUGUCCCAGCUGGGCCCUAGGCUGGGAAUAUCGAAAAAAGGCAAUCCUGGACGAAAUUCGACACUACUCGGCGGACAUCAUCAGCCUGCAGGAGGUCGAAACGGAUCAGUUUUUCAACUUCUUCAAACCGGAACUGAAGAACGACGGUUACGAGGGUAUCUUUUCGCCCAAAUCGCGUGCUAAAACGAUGUCCGAGCUGGACCGGAAAUACGUCGACGGCUGCGCCAUCUUUUUUCGGUCGUCCAAGUUUACGCUCAUCAAGGAACAUCUGGUCGAGUUCAAUCAACUGGCAAUGGCAAAUGCCGAGGGUUCGGAUAACAUGCUGAAUCGGGUGAUGCCAAAGGAUAACAUCGGUCUGGCGGCACUGCUCAAGGUGAAAGAAAGUGCAUGGGAAGGUGUUCCACAAGAGCAGGCCGCAGUUUCACAGCCGAUUCUGGUGUGUACGGCGCACAUUCACUGGGAUCCGGAGUUCUGCGACGUGAAGCUUAUUCAGACGAUGAUGCUUGGCAACGAACUGAAGACGAUACUGGAUGAGGCGAGCCAUAGCUUCCGGCCGGGGCAUAAGUUCGACGUAAACAAUGUGCAACUGGUGUUGUGUGGCGAUUUCAAUUCGCUGCCAGAUUCGGGCGUAAUCGAGUUUCUCAGCGCCGGGCGUGUAUCAGUGGACCAUCAAGAUUUCAAGGAGCUGGGCUACAAAUCCUGCCUGCAGCGUAUAUCAAAUUUCGGUUCAACUUGCGAAUCCAAUUCGGUAGUUGGACAGAGGCUAUGGCUCAGCCAGCGAAUCACGACUGUACUUUGA
Molecule: messenger RNA, 2337 nt
Organism: Topomyia yanbarensis
Lineage: Eukaryota; Metazoa; Arthropoda; Insecta; Diptera; Culicidae
Gene: twin
Product: CCR4-NOT transcription complex subunit 6-like
Exons: 8
Coding region: 928-2337 (469 amino acids)
Biological process (GO): nuclear-transcribed mRNA poly(A) tail shortening
Cellular component (GO): nucleus; cytoplasm; CCR4-NOT complex
Molecular function (GO): protein binding; poly(A)-specific ribonuclease activity
Source: RefSeq, a predicted model, not a curated record